AUGGCUUACCGGAAUUACCGGUCACGGAUUUGCAAUCGAAACCGGGGAUUUAUAUAUAAAAUGUCACCGGAGUCCGUCGAUCUUGGAGGAUCUGAGCUGACCCUAGCUCUGCCCGGCGCUCCCAUAAAGGCAUCGGACGGUCAACAAAAGUCCGGAAACAAACGUAGGUUCAUCGAGACCAUUGACUUGAAACUCGGGUAAAGGACACGUGAACACUAUUUAUAUCUCAUGCAACACUUAUACUUAGCACGUGGCCGAUUGGUAGGGUGGCCGCCGGUGAAGACGGCGAGGCGGAGGAAACACGUGAAAGUGGCAGUGGAUGGUGUGGCCUAUCUCAGAAAAGUCGAUCUAGGGAUGUACGAUUGCUACGGACAACUGUUCACCGCUCUAGAAAACAUGUUUCAGGGGAUAUUUAAUGUGACCACAGCUUUGGAGAGGAACGGGGAGUUUAUGGCAACUUACGAGGAUAAGGACGGUGACUGGAUGUUAGUCGGAGAUGUGCCGUGGAUGAUGUUUGUGGAAUCGUGCAAACGUAUGCGGUUGAUGAAAACCGGUGAUGCUAUUGGGUUAGGCUCAGCCAAAUAG
Molecule: messenger RNA, 585 nt
Organism: Eutrema salsugineum
Lineage: Eukaryota; Viridiplantae; Streptophyta; Magnoliopsida; Brassicales; Brassicaceae
Product: auxin-responsive protein IAA15
Exons: 5
Biological process (GO): regulation of DNA-templated transcription
Cellular component (GO): nucleus
Molecular function (GO): protein binding
Source: RefSeq, a predicted model, not a curated record